UUGGAAUACAGGUGAACGCAUUGUAUUCAUCAGAACACUUGCUUGCUUUGAUUGCUUGCCCUAGUGGUGGAAUUCUCCAUCACUGAAUUUCAAAAUCUCUUUGUUUAAGGAAGAUUGAGAGAGUAGAAUUUUGGAUUUAGCUAUAACUUAUUCCGUUUAACAGAAUCUUUUGAGUGGAAUUUGAUGGAGGCAGGAGGUGGUAGUGAAAGUCCUGAUGAGCCGAAGAAGGGCAAAUCAAAAACACCCAGGAAGCCCAAAGAAAGCAUCCUCAAGCAGAAAUCACCAGCUGAGUUCUUUGCGGAGAACAAGAAUAUUGCUGGGUUUGAUAAUCCUGGGAAGUGUCUCUAUACUACUGUGAGGGAGCUUGUGGAAAAUUCUCUUGAUUCUGCAGAGUCUAUAUCUGAGCUUCCCGUGGUAGAAAUUACUAUUGAAGAGAUAUUGAAAACCAAGUUUAAUUCUAUGAUUGGUCUGGUUGAUCGAGAACGUGUUGAUGAGGAACUUUAUGAUGAUUAUGAGACUGCUAAGGCUCGUGAGAAAAGAUUAGCGAAAGAAGCACGUGCUCAAGAAAUACAGGCGAAAAAUGCUGCCCUUGGGAAGAAAGGCAGAGAACCUGCAGCCUCAAAGGGUAUGAAAGGUCGUGGUGAGGCUUCAUUCUACCGGGUGACUUGCAAAGAUAAUGGAAAAGGAAUGCCACAUGAUGACAUACCAAAUAUGUUUGGCCGAGUGCUCUCCGGAACAAAAUAUGGCUUGAAGCAAACCCGUGGAAAGUUUGGUCUGGGUGCAAAGAUGGCAUUAAUUUGGUCUAAGAUGAGUACUGGUCUUCCUAUAGAGAUAUCAUCAUCAAUGAAGGGUCAAAACUACACUUCAUUCUGCCGCUUAGAUAUCGAUAUUCAUCGGAACAUUCCACACAUUCAUAUCCAAGAAAAACGUGAUAACAAGGAUCUAUGGCAUGGAGCUGAAAUUCAAGUUGUAAUUGAAGGAAAUUGGACAACUUACCGUUCAAAAAUUUUGCAUUAUAUGCGACAGAUGGCAGUUAUUACACCUUAUGCUCAAUUUCUUUUCAGAUUUGUUUCAGACACACCUGAUAAAAAUAUCACAAUUAGAUUUUCCCGAAGAACCGAUGUUAUGCCUCCAGUUCCUCUAGAGACUAAACACCAUCCAUCUGCUGUCGAUUUACUGUUGAUAAAGCGCCUUAUUGCAGAAACAGCUAAACAGAACCUUUUACAGUUUCUCCAGCAUGAAUUUGUAAACAUAGGGAAACCAUUUGCUGAACGGUUAAUUGGCGAAAUGGGCCCAGAAUUUAGCCCAAAAAUGUCUGUUAAGUCUCUGACAUCUCAGCAAAUAGUCCGUAUUCAUCAGUUGUUUCGUCAAGCUAAAUUUGAUGAUCCUAGUGGUGAUUGUCUUAGUCCUGCUGGGGAGUACAAUCUUCGACUUGGAAUUAUAAAGGAACUGCAUCCUGACAUGGUUGCUACUUAUUCAGGCAGUGCUCAAGUUUUCGAGGGACAUCCAUUCAUUGUUGAAGCUGGUGUUAGUAUUGGAGGAAAAGAUGUGAAACAGGGUCUGAAUAUUUUCCGGUUUGCUAAUCGGAUACCCCUUCUUUUUGAGCAAGGUGCUGAUGUCGUUACUAGGACUGCACUUAAGAGGAUCAAUUGGAAUAGUUAUAAAAUCAAUCAAGCUCAAGACAAAAUUGGUGUGUUCGUGAGUAUUGUUAGUACUAAGAUUCCUUUCAAGGGAACUGGAAAGGAGUACAUUGGAGAUGAUAUAUCUGAAAUAGCAUCUGCUGUCAAGUCUGCCAUUCAGCAGUGCUGCAUUCAAUUGAAAAGCAAAAUAGUGAAGAAAAUACAAGCACGCGAGCAACAGGAGAGGAAGCGGAAUUUGAGCAGAUAUAUCCCGGAUGCAACAAAUGCUGUUUAUAAUGUUUUGAAAGAAAUGGCUCAAGUGCAUGCAUCAAAGAAGAAACGUCAUGACUGUGAGGAUGCUGAAAUACUCAGUAAAGUAUCUGCUCGCUUGAUUACAAAUGAGACAUUGAGGGAUAAACUUGCACAACAUGUUGAACAGGUUGACCACGAAAUGGCCAUGGAAUAUGCCACACAGAGUGGAGCAAGUGCAGAAGCCAAAGAAGAAAUGUAUAUUCAAUCACUGGAUGCAACACAUAGCUUCACUGACUUUCAGAGCCCUUUGUUUGUUUUCAGACUGAUUUGUUAAUCUUCAUUGAUUGAUUAUUUUUUACCUAUUCAUUUUAUUAUGAAUAGAUAAAAAGCACCAAAUUGUAAUUGUUAUUGAACUCAUUGUGGGAAAAAAAAAAAAUAAAGAUAGAAGAUGAGGAAAAAGAGAGGAAAUUAAUUCUAAAGAAUUUCACGUACCAUUUUUUGUUUGAAAUAUUGCCUUUUAUAAAAGAUGUUGAAUAUAUCUUAUAGAUAUUCGAUAUCAA
Molecule: messenger RNA, 2431 nt
Organism: Cucumis sativus (cucumber)
Lineage: Eukaryota; Viridiplantae; Streptophyta; Magnoliopsida; Cucurbitales; Cucurbitaceae
Product: DNA topoisomerase 6 subunit B
Exons: 19
Coding region: 184-2205 (673 amino acids)
Biological process (GO): DNA topological change
Cellular component (GO): small ribosomal subunit; cytosol
Molecular function (GO): DNA binding; ATP binding; DNA topoisomerase type II (double strand cut, ATP-hydrolyzing) activity
Source: RefSeq, a predicted model, not a curated record